AUGGCCGAAGAAACAGAUUCACAGACGGCAGAGGCUGUCAAAAUAUCGGUCUUCACGCCGCUCAUUUACGUCGGAGUGAUGCUUACCAUAUUCGCUUUUUUCUCGGUUUGGUACAGAAGACGAAGGGUUGAAAAAUUCAGCGAAGUGAAACCACUAUUUAAAGAGAAUUACAAUGCACUCAUAUACCAGCAGCUCAAGAGCCAAUACGACGAUCCGAACUUGGGCAAGGACAAGAAGCCGCAUGAAAAAGUGUUGAAGGCAGCGUUGUUGCGAAGAGCAGUGGAAGCGAUCAGACGAUCGAUGAAGUUGAAAGAAAACGAGCCUAUUUUCAAUAAAUUGUACCAGAAUGGCCUGAUUGGCGAUGACAUGUUCAAGCAAUUGGAGUUUCAGAUCAAGUUCCAGGAAAUCGAAUUGAAAGAAAUCGUCGUUGAGUGCGAGCUGUUCAAAAAAGGUUGGUCCCAGACCUUUUUCCCGCUCGCCCAGGAAAUUUGCUUCAACGAGGCAUUGAGAAGGAGAUUGAACGCCAUGCCCGAGCGGUCGGAAAACUUGUCUGAGCUUUGGGACUACAAGAUUGUACAGCCCUCGGAUAAAGUAGCAGCAUAG
Lodderomyces beijingensis is the source of this 603-nucleotide messenger RNA. The record is from the annotation of a GenBank genome assembly. NCBI's taxonomy places the organism in Eukaryota, Fungi, Ascomycota, Pichiomycetes, Serinales, Debaryomycetaceae.